AUGUCUCUUCUACAGUUGACCGCUUCUAUCACAAAGGCUGCAGCCGACUUGGACGACGCUACGAACAACGCAGCGAAGGCAUCAGAAAUCGAGUCUAAGGCGAAAACAGCACUCCUCGACGCUGCCGAGCGCUUGGUCCUAGCCUACCGCUCCCCACGGCAAUGGCUCAUUGAUCUGUCUUUCCAACAUUGCGCCACAGCAUCUCUGCAAAUGAUCAUGAAGUAUCGUCUGCACCAUGCCGUGCCAAAGCAAGGAUCAAGGUCUUUUGCUGAAAUAGCUGAAAUAAUCACUACGCCCGAUCAGCCGGGCAAACUUCCGGAGUCCCUGGUAGGACGUUUGCUGCAACAUGCAAUGUCCUUCGGCCUCUUCACACCAGCUGCCAGCGGGCGGGUCGCUCACAACGAUGCGUCGCUUCUGUUGGUCACUGAUCCUGACUUGGAGGCAUGGGUGUACCUUUGCUCGAAUGUUGCCUACCCUGCUGGUGCACAGCUUCCGAAAGCUAUCGAGCAAUACGGUGCAAGCUCAGAACCGAGCGAGACGGCCUACUCCGUGUCGAUUGGAAGACGCAUCUCACAAUUCGAACGCUUUCGUGAGCCGGACGGCCAUGCAGAGCACGAGAUGUUCGCUCGAGCCAUGAAAGGGAUCUCGGCAGGUGGCGCAUACGACGUCGGGCACGUUGUCGAUGGUGGAUAUCCAUGGCACGAGCUUCCCGAAGGAACCUUGGUAGUUGAUGUUGGAGGCGGCCCAGGCCAUGUAGCCAUCGCACUAGCGCGCAAAUACCCCCAGCUGCUGUUUGAAGUUCAAGAUCUAGUAGAGACAGUCGAAUUCGGCGCGAAGAACUGUCCCAAGGACCUGCAGCAUCGGGUUUCUUUCCGCGCACAAGAUUUUUUCAAGCCCCAGCCACAACGGGAAACCGAUUCGCGCACAAUCGUGUACUUUGCAAGGUUCAUCCUCCACGACUGGAGUGACAAGUACGCCGGUCAAAUCGUCGAGCCUCUUGCACAGGCCAUGAGACCGCAGGAUCGUCUGAUUCUGAAUGAAGUCGUCGUUCCCGAGCCUUCGGUGGAGCAGCGAAUCGAAAGAAAGAGCCACGAUCGCGACCUGCUUAUGCUGAUGAACCUGAAUGGCCGCGAGAGGACUCUAGUCGCCUUUGAAGGAUUAUUUGAGGUGGUGAGCCCAAGACUUCGGGUGGAGAAGGUCCAUAAGCCUACGACAGGGGGAGAGCUGUCUCUAAUUACAGCGUCGGUCGAUAAGCUGACAGGCAGGAAGAGCGCAGGUGGCGAUAUCUUCGGCGCGAACGUGGACGAAGCAUAA
Parastagonospora nodorum SN15 is the source of this 1314-nucleotide messenger RNA. RefSeq lists its product as hypothetical. Bases 1 to 1314 code for a protein of 437 amino acids. The record is from RefSeq and is a predicted model, not a curated record. Gene Ontology annotation, molecular function: O-methyltransferase activity. Lineage: Eukaryota; Fungi; Ascomycota; Dothideomycetes; Pleosporales; Phaeosphaeriaceae. The transcript has 2 exons.